AAAACAUACAAACUAUAACAUAAUAAAAUAUACAACCAGAACAUAUUAAAAAAGGUCUCAGAUGGACAGUUAACUCUGUUAUGUAGCAGUACCAAUAUAGUACUGACAAGAUUCCAGAGGCCUGCGUCAUUUUUUUCUUUUUUUUUUUAAAAUAAUUUAAUUUAAUUUUGAAUAAAGUUAGAAAUAACCAUUUUAUGUUCAGGAAUCGCUGGUCAGUGACGCAUAUGCUGAGUCCCGGCGCUAGGACCCUGAACACGUGAGCGUAUUUUGUUUUGCCAGAAGGUGGAGACAGACUGUGAACAAUGGAGGGACCUGACUGGUUGGGAGGACCAGAACACCCCGCUCCUCCUUCUCCACAUCCCCCUGAGACCAGCCGGACAGACGGACCCCACGGACUGACCUGUCCACAGUGACUGCAGGACGCAGGGCUGACACGGCUCACUUCUGUCCAAGGUGGACUGUGCGCACAGAGCGCAGCUUCUCUGAGCCUCCAGUCUGGAUGUGAAUGAAAGGGAUGGUUUCAGCGUGUGUGUGUUAAUGAGUGUGUGUGUGUAGCGCUGAACUGAAGUGGGUCAUGCGGAGCAGCGCUGGAGGAGCGAAAGAUAAACACGAUCACUCCUCCUCCACCUCCUUCUCCUGCUGCUGUUUUCCAGGUUGAACUGGUGCAUGGCGCUCAGUGGAGGAAUCCUAUCACCUCCUCAUCAGCAUCCAGCAACCUCAGAAGAUACUUCUGAUAUAACCAGCCUCUGGGAGAAAGUGUCCACAAGCAGGCAGCAGUUGUUGUGGACCACCUGCAGACAUCAUCAUUAUUUUUCACCUAUGACUUUUGAGAAUAUCUUUCAUUUCUGAAGGAGCUGCUGAUCAAGAACUUCCCCCAACAAGGACAUCUAGCCAUCAUUUUCCUGCAGAUUUGAGAGGAGCAACAGCAGUUCGGAUGCAGGACCAUGGAGGAGAAAGACAGGUCGCCAGCAGUCUGCCCCACAGUGUCAAGGCGAGCCUGUCUCUUUCUCCAUCGGGGCCGGGAAGGGUGAGCAGUGGUGGGGGCUCUCCGACGUCUAAAAUGGACUACUGCGGAGGGGUCCCAGUGGAGGACAUGCAGGCCCUGGCCAUCACCUCCUUGUCUGCAUCAGAUGUAGCCAAACAAUAUGAGCACAUCCGCGAGCUGGGGAAAGGCACGUACGGCAAAGUGGACCUGGUGGCCCACCGUACACAGGGCACCAAAAUGGCAUUAAAGUUUGUUACCAAAAAUAAGACCAAGCUGAAGAGCUUCCUGCGGGAGUACAGUUUGACGGGCUCGCUCAGCUCCAGCCCCUUCAUCAUCAAAGUCCUGGACGUGCUCUUUGAGACAGAGGACAGCUACGUGUUUGGACAAGAAUACGCUCCCGCCGGGGACCUCUUCGACAUCAUUCCGCCGCAGGUGGGUCUGCCUGAAGAAAUGGUCAAACGCUGCAUGCAACAGUUAGGCCUGGCCCUGGACUUUAUGCACAAUAAACACCUGGUGCAUCGGGACGUCAAACCUGAGAAUGUUCUCUUGUUUGACUGCGAGUGCCGGCGCAUUAAACUCGCCGACUUUGGCAUGACCAGGCGAGUGGGUUGCCGUGUUAAACGGGUGAGUNUGAUUAUUCCGUACACAGCGCCGGAGGUUUGUCGGGCCAGUCGUGCUGAGGGUUUUCUCGUGGCCACCAGUCUAGAUGUCUGGGCAUUCGGUGUGCUGGUCUUUUGUAUGCUGACAGGUAACUUCCCCUGGGAGGCAGCGUUGCCAUCUGAUGCUUUUUAUGAGGAGUUUCGGAGAUGGCAGAAAGCAGGUUGUCCCGUUGGGACUUACCCGUCUCAGUGGCGCCGCUUCACUGAUGAUGCCUUAAGAAUGUUUCAGAGGCUGCUGGCUGCCGAGCCGGAGAAACGCUGCGGAGUCAAGGACGUCUUCUGCUUUGUCAAGUACGAGCUGGUCAGCGAACUCAGACGCAGAGCGUCCUGUCGGGCAAAGAGAGGCGAGAGGUCAAGCUCAGGAGUUUGCACUGGCAGCUGUACCCCCUCUUCAUCCUCCACUUCAUCACGUUCUUCCCACCGACACCCUGAACCCUCCACUCCUCCAGGAACGACCUGCCUGCGACCGGCACCACUCAAACGUAGCGUCCUCUCUGACCCGCUGUCUCCCAGAGAGGACAGUGGGCAACACCAGUCUCCGGGCCGAGACAAAAACAAAAGCCAGAUGGUCAUGGCAACUGCCAUCGAAAUCUGUGUGUGACCACGCGCUGGAGUGGAGCUUGUCACACAAUAACAAACUGUGAUGAGGUGUUAAUGACUCCUUCAGAGACAUCAGUGAGAAAGGAGAUGGACUUUCAUCAUCAAAGAUAAGCUCAGGAUCUGAUCCGCUGCUGCGACGAUGGACAUCAAUCACACACACACGCUCCGACAGCUUAUCAUCGGCACAUGGGUUUUCAUUUAUGACCAAAGACUGCUUCCCAAGCUGAGAAGCCAUGCAGGCAGCGUUUAACACUGCAAAGCUGAUGAGGUUCCUCUCAGCAGCUCAUUCUGCCAUCCAGACUUUUCUGCCCAUACACUGUGGUGGUGCUAAUGAUUCGAUAAUUACAUAGUACACAAGAAUAGAGUCUUGUCUUUUCUCACUCAUCAAUAUGUGUCUGUUUAGCUUAACAAAUCUGGCAGUUUUUUGAACAUGGCGAUUUUGGUCUCGGUCACAGGUUACAUUUAACAUUGGAAAACAAGGACUGCUGUUUGUGAUCACUGCCGAACUGCAACAGUUACAUCAGUUUAUAAUUAAUAGGUUGAAAUGCGCUAAAAAUAUCCUUACAAGUGCAAUGCAACAUUUGCCACACCUUUCUUAAUGCCACUGUGUGGGUUGAACUUUUUUCUUUUUUCUUACAUAGAUCUUUAUUGUGGAAAUGUUUUUAGUGGUCUGGUGUUGGGUUAAGGAAACUGAACGAGAACCAUCUGGAGUAGUUCAGGUCAGUUUUAACUUGAAGACAUGGCAGUCUUGGUCGUGGACAGUUUAUUAAAAAAGUCACUUGUAUCAUGCUAGGGCUGAAGUUUGGACAGUAACCACAAUAAGUAUUGACUUCAUCAGAGAUAGAGAUGUGUAAUUGUGGAAACAUUUCCUUUUCAAUCUUAUUACCAGACAAAAAAAGAUAAGCACACACACAGCACAGUUAGGAGCUAUUUUGUUGCUGCGUAUUUGCAAUAAUAUUUUAUGAAUUUGCUGGAGUAGAGGAAUGAAAGUCCAAAAUUCGGAAUCUCUAGGUCGUGCUCUCAAACCAUUAACAUUAACUUGGUCAGUUGUGAACAAAAUACUAAUGACAAUAUCCUCAUUCCUUCCAUUCUCUUGAAUUGUCUCAUACCAUAUCAGGUACAGGGAGGCCAAAAUGCCAUCGGAUCAGGUGGUACUGAUAAGUCCAAGGCCAGUGAUCUGAUCUACGCAAAUACGUUCUGCUGCCAUUUCUCUAACUUCCUGCCAGCCUCCAAUAGGUCAAAUGUUUAAAAGAGAAUUUUCAAAGAGAGAGUGUUCUUUUUCAAGACCAACAGAGACAAAUGGAAAAGUUAAAUGUAGCAGUUUGUAUGAGAUGUCUUUUCAUACAUGUCCUGACUCAGACUCAGACAUCACCUCAGGACGCCUCAGUGGGUCACUUCGUUUUUGCUACUAUUAAUGGAAAUCCACUGAGGUCGAGGAUGACGUAUCUGCCACUUCUGAACUGCUCUCAAUGAGAUUAUUCUCCAGUGUAACACAGUAGAAUACAGGGAUUGCACAUUGUCUGAGUGAAAGGAAUGUUGGAUUACAGAAAUAGUUUUCUUUUCUACCUGCAGUGUGUGUCUGAAGGUGUUUCUUUGUGUGUGGUUCAAAGGCCAAAGCACAAAAUAUUUUCUAAAGUAAUGACAAAACCUACAGAAAAAUCUUUAUGGUACUAUUUCUAGAAGUGCACCGUAAUAUCAGGUAGUUCAUCUAUGUAGCUGUAUUCUUUUUUUUUUAUGACGGGGACUUUAGGGGUUUACAUAUACUGUACUGUCGCAUUGUAUGUAGCAACACUAUAUGACAAAAUAGUCUAUCAUUAGAAAGGAAAAAAAUGAUCUAAAGUCAUAACAUCCAAGUGUAUAACAUGGAAGCAGCUGCUGAUUUUUCUUUUAUGGAAGAGUCUUGUCAGAACUGGACCAGGUUUUUCUUGACCCUUAACCUUUGUGUGCUAGAUUUUGGCACCUUUCAUUUUCCUGUCAGCACCAACACGGCUUUCAUGACGUCCAUUCUGUUUGUACAAAUAUUGUGCUCAGCGCUUGACACCUUGAACAACUAAUUGCAAAAGUUGUUUUGAUUGUCAGGUUUGGACACCAAACAAAUCGGACAGCUUGUUUCAAGUCAAGGUUGCUGUUUCUUUCUACACUGCAGCUGACACUCUUCAUCCAAUGUCCAUUUCAAAGUGGGUGUAACAUUUAGAAUUCUGGAAACUCUUAAAAGUAGUGCAUCUGAAUGUCUGAAAUAGUUAAGACAGAGGGUCAAAACGUCCCAUCAGUAAAAGGAGACAUUAAAGCUAGUUUGUUACUUUGCUGUUAGCUAGCAAAAUAAACAGUGGGUGUCUUCUUAUUGGGACAGGAAAGUUUUAAAAACAUCUGAAAGGUGACACUGUUCAGCAACACAAAACUGAUGACUAGCUAGGAAUUAGUAAAUUGUUUUGCAUUUGUUAGCAAGCAAACUGAUCAUUUCUCCUUGGCUGGAUUUUCAAAGAAAAACAUGGCAGAUGGACAGACAUCUUGAAGAAGAAUUAGUUACACGUUAUAUUUAACAUGAAUUGUUGGGGAAAAUGACAGCCCCUGAAGAUCACCUUUAAUCUCAUCUCCGUGCUUCUCUCUACUGCCACAGGCUCCUUUACCUUGAGGAAUGAUCUCUGUGUCAUUUGUUAACAUUCUCAUCAGUGUUGAUUGAUCCUGACCCGCAGGCUGUUUCUAAAGAGAUACUGCCGGAAAAGCACAGAGUAAUCAGUGGGGACAAAUGUUCAUUUCCAUUAUCUUUUAUUUCUUGCUUGAAUUGCUUUCACUUAUUUUCCCUCCUCUCCUCCCAUGGCAGCCAAUCAGCUCUGUCACUAUAGUGACAGCCACAGCGCUACCCAGGUUCAGCUUCUGCACCCUCCCUGAACAACAAGUCUAAUUGAGCUCAGGCGAACAACUGGUCGCCAGCCCCUCUUCCAGUCAUCUGCAGCUCCUCAUGACAGCUGCUGAGCUGACUGUACUGCAUGACAGAUUUCUCAAAAUACUCGUUUUUGCUCUCUCUCUCUUUCUUUUUCCUCCAAGCUACUUCUCAAAAAUCAAAGUCUUUAUCUGGUUUUGUCUGACAUAAUUGGAGUUGAAGCGUGAUCAUUCCCUCCUUCUUUCCCUGCUCUGACUCUGGGCUCUGAAAAGGUGAGCUGAUUGAGGCUGAAGUCCUGCUGGAAGGAGCUAUUGUUUGCUGACAUACCGACAGCAUCGCAGCAUUUGUCAAAAAGGUAAUUUGCUGUGGAUGGAGACAGGGAUUACACAGCCUGUGGACCGUCAGAAGUUAGAAACACAGGUCAACACAAGAGAAAUGAAUGAAAGGUAAUGAAGCAUGGCCAGGUUUUACCGCAGCACAGAAUAGAUCAUAACAGAAUACGUGGUACUGCAGCAUUUCAUCAUGACACAACUUAACAUGACGAAGGAAGCAUAUGAACAAAAGUCAGUAAAUAAUAAAUAUAAUUGUGUUAUAAGGGAUAUGAAAAUGGUAGGAUAUAAAAUAAAAUAUUGGACUGUCUUAACUGAAAGUUUGAUAUGUUUCUCAGCAGGUUAGGGUGAUAAAGAGAUAUAAAUGAAUAAGAAUACAAGUGCAUGAAAAGAGUACACUUGGUGAAUUUGAUAAAUAAAGAACAUGGCAACGAAAGGAAGAAAUUGGUGGGAAAGCCCACUAUUUUCUUUACCUUCAUCUGGAAACUACCUAAUCCUAGUUUUUUCUCAGAUUUGCUACUUUACUGCUACUAUACUUCUGUCCAUUCUGCUUACUCCCAAUAAUAAUGUCAGCAUCGUCAACGUCACCUCCAGCUUUGCCUAGUAAGUGCUACUGUUUUCAAACCAUCAUAGCUAUGCUCACUACCAUCUCCACCCAUUCAGACCUGUCCUCGUCCAAUUAUGCUUCUGUCUUUUGUGCACCAUCCACUGCGUAGGAACGGUAACACACAGGUAUAUGUACACAUCCCAUCUUUCAAAAACAUAUACUGCAGAUUAUGCCAUGACACAUCAGGACAUGAUACAUGUCAUAAAACAAUGCUAAUCCAUAUAGUAUCCACCAUUAUAAAUCACUCUAUAUCAUACAAAUUCAAUACAUUAUACAACAAAAGUGCUCAGUCAGCAUGACUGAUCUAUCAUACCAUGGCAGGACAUGACCUAACCAGCCAUAACACUAUGCUUCACAAUAUGACAAAGGUCAAAUCAUAACAUGUUUUACAACCUACUGUUGUUCUUGUUGAUGUAAGCAGCUGUGUCUUUGUUAUACGUCAUCAUUAGACUAGCCAUGUGCACUGUUGUUUCUCAUGGACUGUUGAAACAGGACUUCAACAGGUGUAAAACAUAUGGGAGAAAAACUUUGUUUUUUGUUUUUGUUAAAGCUCUAGAAAGUAGCCUUCUUUUGUGUAUUUGUUCUUCUGAUCGUUGAACAAACUGUUUUCUGCCAGCAGGUCAUGUUGAUGUGGAAUCAAAUGUAAAUACUGUACGUAUUGUGUCUUUAACAUAAAAGGUUUUAAAAAAGAAAAUAAAAAGAAAUAUACAAAAAUGUUAAUAUAUGUUGAAAUAAAUCUACGAACCUCAAUGUGUCUUCUGGGCCUUUUUCUUUACCCUGUGAUAUUUUUUGAAAGAGUUGGCAAAACUGCCUCUUCUCAUGGUCCCCCACACUGUAUAUUAGACCAAAGUCAAACUGAAUCAUGUGUCAUUUCCUGAGGCUUAUGUCUGAUUUAGUGGGGAGACUCCAGACUACUUUAAAUUGACGACUCCCUCCUGAAAGGCCAAUUAACAUUUCUGCAGACAGGAAACACCUUCUGCCCCUUAAGCAGCAAGAAAGUGGUUCAAGGGCAGCUGCGACAUGACAUGGGAGAAUGAGAGGAAGUUAUCAUCUCCUCUCUUCUCGUUGCCACUCAGCUGUGGUGUCAUCGUGGAGGAGUUGAGUUAACUUGUUAUCCGGCAGAUUUUAGACGGUGCUGUGAGAUGUGUGAGUUCCUCUGAGAAAAGCUAAUCAGUUUGGACAGUGAGAGAAAAAGCGAGAAAAGGUCAAGGAUGACACACAGGGGCUGAGGUAGUGAAUACAGGCUUGUUCUUUGUAACAGAUAGAUGCAGGAACAACGGACUUUCCCCCAUCACUCAAUUUAGAAAAAGCUUCAUUGCUAGGAUACAUACCAUUGAUAAUCAAGAAAGAAACAUUUUGGUUCUAGGUGUUAGCUGGUUUU
Molecule: messenger RNA, 7442 nt
Organism: Cynoglossus semilaevis (tongue sole)
Lineage: Eukaryota; Metazoa; Chordata; Actinopteri; Pleuronectiformes; Cynoglossidae
Gene: sbk1
Product: SH3 domain binding kinase 1
Exons: 5
Coding region: 935-2245 (436 amino acids)
Biological process (GO): protein phosphorylation
Molecular function (GO): ATP binding; protein serine/threonine kinase activity
Source: RefSeq, a predicted model, not a curated record